Triticum urartu is the source of this 1735-nucleotide messenger RNA. RefSeq names its product heat shock cognate 70 kDa protein-like. The record is from RefSeq and is a predicted model, not a curated record. Gene Ontology annotation, molecular function: ATP-dependent protein folding chaperone; ATP binding. Lineage: Eukaryota; Viridiplantae; Streptophyta; Magnoliopsida; Poales; Poaceae.
UGCUUCUACACUCUUCAUUCCGCUGCCUCUACAGCUCUACCUCGUGGAGAUGGGGGGCAUGGAGUCCGACGAGGGACCGGCGAUCGGCAUCGACCUCGGGACGACCUACUCGUGCAUGGCCGUGUGGCGGCAGUCGCACAACCGAGUGGAGAUUAUCCCCAGCGACCAGGGCAACCUCACUAUGCCGUCCUGCGUUGCCUUCACCGAGGCUUGGAGGCUCAUAGGCGACGCGGCUGUGAACCAGGCCGCCAUGAACCCCGUCAACACCGUCUUUGAUGUGAAGCGCCUUAUUGGCCGGAAAUUCAGCGACAAGUCAGUGCAGGGAGAUAUCAAGAUGUGGCCUUUCAAAGUUGUCUCAGGUCCUAGUGACCGGCCGAUGAUCGUGGUGCAGUACAGGAACGAGGAGAAGCAGUUUGAGGCCGAGGAGAUCUCAGCCAUGUUGCUUGGCAAGAUUCGGGAGACAGCUGAGGCCUACCUCGGUAGGAAGGUGCAGAAUGCGGUGAUUACUGUCCCGGUCUACUUCAACGACUCCCAGCGCCAAGCCACCAUUGACGCCGGGGCCAUCGCUGGCCUCAACGUGAUGCGCAUCAUCAACGAGCCCUCCGCUGCAGCCAUCGCCUAUGGCUUUGGCAAGAUGUCCGACAGCGAUAAAGUGGAGACUGUUCUCGUGUUUGAUCUUGGUGGCGGAACCUUGGAUGUCUCCAUUGUCAAAGUUGAUCCGGGUGCCGACAUUGACAUGGGCGUCUUUGAGGUCAAGUCUACGUCUGGUAACACCCACCUUGGCGGGGAGGAUUUCAACAACCUCAUGGUGAAGCACUUCGUGCGAGAGUUUCUUAAGAAGUACAAGAAGAACGACAUCAGGGAAAACCCAAAGGCGCUUCGGCGGCUCAGGACGGCCUGCGAGAAGGCCAAGAGGGUGCUGUCGAGCACGACUCAGGCAACCGUUGAGAUCGACUCGCUUCAUGAUGGCAUCGACUUCUACGGUGCCAUCACUCGCGCAAAGUUCGAGGAGCUCAACUUGGACCUCUUCCGCAAGUGCAUUGUGCAUGUGGAGAAGUGCCUCAGCCUCGCCAAGAUGGAGAAGUCUCAGAUCCACGACGUCGUGCUCGUGGGUGGCUCCAGCCGGAUCCCAAAAGUCAGGGAGCUACUCAAGGAUUUCUUCCAAGGGAAAGAGCUCUGCACGAAAAUCAACCCUGACGAGGCCGUCGCCUAUGGUGCCGCCGUACAAGCCGCGAUCCUCAGCGGUGAAGGUAAUGAGGAAGUGCGGGAUGUGCUCCUGCUCGACGUCACGCCGCUCUCGCUUGGAGUGGAGACGGAAGGUGGUGAGAUGAGCGUGGUGAUCUCUAGGAACACCACCAUCCCGGUCAAGAAGGACAAGGUUUAUACGACUUGCCACGACAACCAGACAAGGAUACUCUUUCAGGUGUACGAGGGCGAGGGGUCGGAGACCGUGGACAACAACCUCCUCGGCAAGUUCACUCUCCGUGGCAUCUCCCGAGCUCCCAGGGCCGUGCCAAAGGUCAAUGUCACCUUUGAAAUCAAUCCGGACUGUAUUCUGAAGGUAACGGCGGUGGACAUGAGUACGGGAAACACUAACAACAUCACUAUCACAAGAGAUCAGGGGCGGCUCAGCGCGGAGGAGAUCGAGCGGAUGGUGCGUGAUGCCAACAAAUACAAUUCAGAGGACAAGAAGGAAAUGGAGAAAAACGGCCACACAGAAUUGGUUGAUAUCUAA